Messenger RNA from Macadamia integrifolia, 2245 nucleotides. Its product is annotated as transcription factor PCL1-like. Gene Ontology annotation, molecular function: DNA-binding transcription factor activity; DNA binding. Gene Ontology annotation, cellular component: nucleus. NCBI's taxonomy places the organism in Eukaryota, Viridiplantae, Streptophyta, Magnoliopsida, Proteales, Proteaceae. Gene Ontology annotation, biological process: regulation of DNA-templated transcription. The record is from RefSeq and is a predicted model, not a curated record. The transcript is spliced from 2 exons. Bases 457 to 1422 code for a protein of 321 amino acids.
UUUCUAAUCCCCAGCUGUCCCAGCCCACACAAUUGUUUACGAGCCUCUCCGAAAUAUCUACCCAACUCCAGAUUUCAGAAUGGAAACCCCUCCUCCUCCUCCUCUUUGAGUCCUCCCUCUCUCUCUUUCUAUAGUCGUCUCCUUCGUUUCUAAGUCUUCUUCAUCUCCGACAAACCAAGCUGAUAAUCUCUCUCCAUCUCUCUUUCCAAUUCAUGAGUUAACAUUUUUUUUUUUUUUUUUUUUUUUAAAUAGAGUUCCCUAAUUUCAAGCUAUCCUCUGCACAUGGAUUCAUGGUUUCUGAAAACCCUAAUUCCCUCGAUUUCCGCGAACUGGGUGGUCGAUUUGAUCUCAAUAUCUUGAGAGUUAAAGAUGGUCUGUCUCUUCUCUUGGCUUUGCUACUGUAGACUUGAUUGAAUUAUUAAAAUUGAAAAUUGGGAAGCAAAAGACGGCAAGAGUAUGGGGGAAGAAGUGCAGAGGAACAGAUUCGAAAGAGGCCUCGGUGAUGGAGAUAAUGACCGAGUCCUGGAAUGGGAGGUCGGGUUGCCCGGCGCUGACGAUCUGACGCCUUUGUCUCAGUCUUUGAUUCCUCCAGAGCUCGCCUCGGCUUUCAGUAUAUCACCUCAGCCCUAUCAAACCAUGCUUGAUGUGAAUCGCGCCUCCCAGAACACGCUAUCGAGCAUCUGCCGCCACUCGCAGGCUUUUACCUCCAACCACCUCAAAUCUCUGCCUUCCUCCGCCGAGGACCCGAGUCUUGACCCCUUGGUCGUUGAAGAUGACGAAAAUGAUCCUGAGAGUACCAACAAGGAUGACUAUGAUCCUCGCAAGGUAAGAAGACUUGACAGCGCUGAAGAGGUUGAUUCGGCUUCGCGGACAGAGAGUUCUUACAACAAUAAUAACGAUGAUCACUCUGCUCGGUCCUUGAAAAGGCCCCGACUGAUGUGGACUCCGCAACUUCACAAACGAUUUGUCGAUGUCGUCGCGCAUCUGGGUAUCAAGAACGCCGUCCCCAAGACCAUCAUGCAAUUGAUGAACGUGGAGGGUUUAACCAGAGAAAACGUCGCCAGCCACCUCCAGAAGUAUCGCUUGUACUUGAAGAGGAUGCAGGGCUUGUCCAACGAAGGCCCUUCCUCUUCGGAUCAUCUCUUUGCAUCAACCCCUGUGCCACAGAGCUUUCACGAAUCCGGUGCUAAUGCCCACAUGCCGCUUCCGAUGCCGUACCUUGUGAUGCCUAUGCCGGUAUUUGGUGAUGCCCACGGUCAUGGUCAUAUGGGGAUGCCCGUAGGUAAUCCACCCACCCCUGCUACCUGUCAUGGCUUCGACUCUCAUCCCUAUAACAUGUUUCGGGAGCAGCAGCGGGAUUGGUCGGGUAAUAAGUUCGGUUCGAUGAUGUCUUAUCGUCAUGUUAACUCAAACGAUAAAUGACAUUACCCAGGACUACCUUCGUAGCAGGGAGAUUCUUCUCCCACAUUUUCCCAAAUUUUGAAAUAAAGGAUGGAGGGUAAUGUCCACUACUUGACUAGCACAAUGGACAAUAUAGAAUGGAAAAAAUUGAAAAGGGCCAAUCAUUGUGAGACAGGAGUAGUAUCGCCUGUAUCUAAGAAUGGGAAAUAGGAGCUUGCAUCCAUAUUACACAACUUACAUGUUCAAAGCACUGAUGGAAGACACUUUGGAGAAGCUUAUAGCUGCUUUAAUGACUUAUAUCCUUUUACAACCUAGAAGGAGAUGAUAUUCUGCUAAUAGACCAACAGAAUGUCAAAUAGCUUGAUAAUACUCAUAAUACAUCCAGUGUUAAUGACUAGAGCAUGAACACCUGAUUACUGGUUAAUCAGGGAUUGGUUUUCCCUUGAAUUUGGAUGUUGGGAAUCUUAUCAUCUUGAAGGAGUGUCAACAUAAGCUAGAAUCUGAAUGUGAGCCGACACUGGGAACUGGAUCAAUUCUGGAGCAAGUUGGGUAGUACUUCAGUUAUGCACCCUUGUUUCUUCUCCUUGUGAUGUUUCAGGAGACCACCUUUAUCAUUGUUCAUUUGCAAGGAGGAAUUGAUUGGAAGCUCCUACCCAUCUAUUGAGCAUCUUUAAAUUCUUCUCCGCUUCAAAUAAGUUGGUAAAUGAAGUAUUGUUAUCUAUCACAAAAAGAAAUAUAUAUAUAUAUAUAUAUAUAUGUGUAUAUUGGGGGAAAAUAUUUUGCCCUAUAAGGAAACUCAUAACUAUUUUCCUCUAUGAAUAAUGGAGUUGAGCUUUUAUAUAUA